CCACUCCCGGUCUCGCGGCGGCUGCGGCGGCAGCCACGGUGGCGGCGGCGGCGACGACGACUCCUCCCGCUGGGGGGCGCGGCAGCAGGGGCCAUGGCGGCGACCGCCGCAAACCCUGAGAUGGCAUCAGAUGUUUCAUCAUUGGGUGCAGCCAUUGUAUCUGGAAACCCUGGACCUGGUGUUCAAGGUGGGGGAGCCAUCACUCAGCGGACUAUUAAGCGUCGGCCAGGGCUUGAUUUUGAUGAUGAUGGAGAAGGAAACAGUAAAUUUUUGAGAUGUGAUGAUGAUCAGAUGCCUAAUGAUAAAGAGCGGUUUGCCAGGUCGGAUGAUGAACAGAGUUCAGCGGAUAAAGAGAGACUUGCCAGGGAAAAUCAUAGUGAAAUUGAACGUCGACGGCGGAAUAAGAUGACAGCUUACAUCACAGAACUGUCAGACAUGGUACCCACCUGCAGUGCCUUGGCCCGAAAACCAGACAAGUUGACCAUCUUACGCAUGGCCGUGUCACACAUGAAGUCCUUGAGGGGAACUGGCAACACUUCUACAGAUGGCACCUAUAAACCAUCCUUCCUUACUGACCAGGAGCUGAAACACCUGAUACUGGAAGCAGCAGAUGGUUUUCUGUUCAUUGUGUCAUGUGAGACAGGCCGAGUGGUGUAUGUAUCUGAUUCAGUGACUCCUGUCUUGAACCAACCACAGUCCGAAUGGUUUGGCAGCACGCUUUAUGACCAAGUGCACCCAGAUGAUGUGGAUAAGCUCCGGGAGCAGCUCUCCACCUCUGAAAAUGCUUUGACUGGUCGAAUUUUGGACCUGAAGACUGGGACAGUAAAGAAGGAGGGUCAGCAGUCUUCCAUGAGGAUGUGUAUGGGUUCAAGGAGGUCAUUUAUCUGCCGGAUGAGGUGUGGUAAUAGCUCUGUGGAUCCAGGUUCCAUGAACAGAUUGAGCUAUGUGAGGAACAGGUGCAGGAAUGGGCUUGGCUCUGUGAAGGAAGGGGAGCCUCACUUUGUGGUUGUCCACUGCACAGGCUACAUCAAGGCCUGGCCCCCAGCAGGUGUCUCGCUCCCAGAUGAUGACCCAGAGGCUAGCCAAGGAAGCAAGUUCUGCCUUGUGGCCAUUGGCCGAUUGCAGGUAACCAGUUCUCCCAACUGCACAGACAUGAGUAAUGUCUGCCAGCCAACAGAAUUCAUCUCUCGUCACAACACUGAGGGUAUCUUUACUUUUGUGGACCAUCGCUGCAUAGCUACUGUGGGCUAUCAGCCACAGGAGCUAUUGGGAAAAGAUAUUGUGGAAUUUUGCCAUCAUGAAGACCAGCAGCUCCUAAGAGACAGUUUCCAACAGGUGGUGAAAUUAAAAGGCCAGGUUCUGUCUGUCAUGUUCCGGUUCCGGUCCAAGAACCAUGAGUGGCUCUGGAUGAGAACCAGCUCCUUUACCUUCCAGAACCCCUACUCAGAUGAGAUUGAGUACAUCAUCUGUACCAACACCAGCGUGAAGAACUCCAACCAAGAGCAACGACCCACACUGUCCAACUCAAUCCAGAGGCCGCAGCUGGGCCCUGCAGCUAAUCUGCCCCUGGAGAUGGGCUCCGGGCAGCUGGCACCCAGGCAGCAACAGCAAACAGAGCUUGAUGUGGUAUCUGGAAGAGAUGGAUUGGCCAGCUAUAAUCAUUCGCAGGUCUCUGUCCAGCCUGGGUCAGCCACAGGUCCAGAGCACAGCAAGUCCCUGGAGAAGUCCGACAGCCUUUUUGGUCAGGAUAGAGACCCAAGGUUUGCUGAGAUCUACCCCAACAUUAGUUCAGAUCAGAGUAAAGGCAUCACGAGCAGCACUGUCCCAGCUAACCAGCAGCUCUUCUCCCAGGGCAGUACGUUCCCCACAGUCCCCAGAACAGCAGAGAACUUCAGAAACAACAGCUUGGUUCCUCCUGGGACCAUUGUGCAACCACCAGCUUCUGCAGGACAGAUGUUGGCCCAGAUCUCCCGCCACUCCAACCCCACACAGGGCACAGCUCCUGCCUGGAACCCUAGCACCCGUCCUGGCUUUGUUGCCCAGCAGGUGGCCCCCCCUCCCGCAUCCAAGACUCGGUCCCCUCAGUUUGCUGUCGGUAGCUUCCAAACACCGUCUUCCUUCGGCCCCAUGUCUCUCGCUGGGGCCCCCACUGCAUCGCCAGGUGCUGCUGCCUACCCCGGCCUCGCCAGCCGGGGCUCUAGCUUUGCCACAGAGGGCGGACAGCCCACGGGACAGUUUCAGGCCCGCACAACAGACGGAGUGAAUGUGUGGCCGCAGUGGCCACAGGGGCAGCAGGCCCACCACCGAUCUGGCGCGGGGGAACAGCACGUGCAGCCACCGCCACAGCAGCCCAGCCAGCCGGAAGUCUUCCAGGAGAUGCUGUCUAUGCUGGGAGACCAGGGUAACACCUAUAACAAUGAAGAAUUUCCUGACUUAGCCAUUUUCCCUUCUUUUUCAGAAUAGAACUGUUGGGGUGAGGAUUAGGGGGUGGGGGAGAGAAAUCACUUUUUGUUUUUAAAAAAAACAAAUUUUUCUGUAAACUGAAUAAAGAUACUCUCCCUUCCCCUCCCUCACCCCCAAAAUCCACCUCAUGCCCCCAGUGUUCCCUAUCUCCACUCACUUCCCUCCCCCUGUCCCCGGUAGAAUGGUCAGAAUUAAUGGAAUGGAUCAUCAAGGCUCUUGAGAACUUUGAAAACUGAGACCAGAUGGACUGGGGGAUCUUUUCCCUUUUUCUCCUGACCAGAGCUUUGUGCAGAGAUGAAGCUUGGAGUGUUCCAGGCUGGAAGAUACUACACAGAGACCUCCAGGUCCAGCUGCAGAGUGUUUGAUAAUCACCUUGGAUGCAGAGACUUUUUUUGGACAAACUCUGAAUUGGAUCAGGGAGGAGGGAUGGGGAAAAGGAGUAUCUCUGUGUAUAGGCCCAAGAAAGAGCAGGCACAUGGCUUUAGGAGUGGAUACAGAUAGUUUGUAUUGUGUGUAAUUCCUCUAGAAAGAAACAUGAGAGAGAGAGAGUGUGUGUGUAUGUCUGUGUGUGUGUCUCUUUCUUCUGUGGCGGGGGAUUGUGCAAACUCUGGUCCCUGAUUCUGUGUGUGUGCGUGUGUGUGUGUGUGUGUGUGUGUGUUUCAGAACAAGUCCUAAAGUGUUAAUUCCAGGUAUUUUCUGCUCCAUAUUGCAGCCAAAGUGUAUUUAGAUUAACUUCUUUGCUGUGUUCACAUCUAUGCCCAGCCAGUGUGAUCAGUUGUGUAGGAGUGUUUUGUGUGGGCACCUUCUCAUUGAACAUUGUCAGUGACAAAACUGGGUCAUUCUCAUUGUUGGCGGUGCUUCUCAUUUGGAGAGAACUUCAAGACAUGGAAAGUGGGCUCAGGUGCUAAACUUUUUUAAGAAACCCUAGACUCAUGGCCAUAAGGACUACAAUGCAUUUUCUGUCAGAAUUAUACACUGUACAAGCACUGUGGAGAAAAUAACCCCAUGGAAACUCAACUUCUUGGUUUGACAGCCCCAGUAAGAGGCCUUUAUCUACACUGGGCUAUACACCUUGAUACCAACUUCAUCUCAGAAAUAAGUUUUUUUUCAAUCCAGCCAGACCUAAACAGAAAAAAGGUGACAUUUUUCCUUGUUACUAGCACACAGAUGGAAAAUGGGUCUAUAAUACUACCCUUUGUUUUCCUCCUAGCCUUUAGAGUCAAGUUGGAUCUCUUAAAAUUUUUUGCUAGGUGUAUAAAGGGUCAAAUGGGUAUAAAUAUAAUAAUACUAUAUGGCAGAUGGGUUGGAACCCCUAUCAAACAGGGCUUCUCAGCAAUUAACAUAAUCGUCUGACUAAGGAUAUAGGCUACUACUAUGGCUUUUGAGCCUUUGGUCACAAACAGUGGAGUGACAGUUUUUUUUUUCUAUUGGCUCAGGCCAGUUUUUAAUUACAAGGCUGAGUUAUUAAGGGCAAGAUGUUUUUAAUGUAGUUAUAGGUGUCUUGAAAACAGAGAUAACCUUGGGGAGGUUAGAGGGGAAUGUCAUAUUGACUUGGCCUCUCCUGUCCCCUUCCUUUCACCCUGGUACCAGAUAGCAAAAGGACAGGGAGAAGUAGAUGUUU
Molecule: messenger RNA, 4084 nt
Organism: Phascolarctos cinereus (koala)
Lineage: Eukaryota; Metazoa; Chordata; Mammalia; Diprotodontia; Phascolarctidae
Gene: ARNT
Product: aryl hydrocarbon receptor nuclear translocator
Biological process (GO): regulation of DNA-templated transcription
Cellular component (GO): nucleus; cytoplasm; transcription regulator complex
Molecular function (GO): protein dimerization activity; DNA-binding transcription factor activity
Source: RefSeq, a predicted model, not a curated record